CCGCCGGCCGAUUUGGCGAGCUGUUUGGUCUUGUUAUCGCUCUCGCUCGUAGCCAAAUCUUGCUCGAGGCGAUCCUUGGUGGAGAACCAAGGGAUUUGGUACUUGUCCAGGACCGACUCGACAUCGACGUUGUUCUUGAUGGCUAUGUAGAAUCCACUGAUUGAGACGCCGGAGACGGAGAAAUGGACCCCCAGCGCUACUUUCCCGUACUUCUUCACGAUCUCCUUUAGCCGAGUCGCCAUCGAUACGAUACUCCCAGAAGAAACUCACACGGAUUAACACAAAACAAAGGCUUACAUACAUACCAAAUUACAUACCAAUCCGAGGAUGGAUUUCUUCAAUUCCAACAGGGAGAAGAAGUAUGGAAAAAGAGCAGGGUUGUUGAGUCACAAAAGUGAGAGCAAGAGCAAUCCUUCGAGCCCUCCUCAUCCCACCGACGGCCGAUCUUCGCCGGUUUCUUAUAUCGGCAUUAAAAGAUCGGAGUCAGAGUACGCCUUCCCAAUCUCCGAUGACCAUACCACUCACUGGAAACAACAACAACAACAGCUACGCUCUGAACGUGUCCCCAAUUCCCACCAUCGGCCUCCUGUCUACAGAUAUAGCACGCCGGAGCGCCCUAGAGAUCAGGGCAAAGAAAGAGCAGAGGGCAUUUCUUAUGAGGCUGACGCCGACGUGACCCCAAGGAGCAACGCUUCUGUGAGCCCUUUUCGAUCUGCCAGAACCCGCACGCCUGAUCGCCGUAGGAGGAGGUCUACCGACUUUAGCAGAGAGGCAGAGGCCAAUGUGAGCCCCUUUCACCCCUCCAGAAGCCGCUCUCCAGCUCCCUACAACACGCAUGACCGAGGGAGAGACUACAGUAGAGAAAGGUAUGAGGCAGAGGAGGGCCAUGUAACACCACGGAAGAGCGCUCCUUGGAGCCCAUUUCAUCCAUCCCGAAGCCCGCCACACACAAGGUUGCAGUCUCAGAGAUACUACAACGGGAAAGAUCAUUUGGAGGCAGAUGCAGAUGUGACACCGCGUAACAGCCCUCCAAUGAGUCCUGUUCAUGGAGCUACAAGCCGCUCUCCACCACCACCAUUCUACUACUCAUCCAGCGACGACGACGACGAAGACAACCAUUCCACCUACCUCUUCCCUGAGAUUGCAACUGGACAUCGUUCCAGGGGCGUCUCAGGGAGCAGCACGCCGGUGCACUACAAAUACCAGAUCACAGCGGCCGAUACCUUUUCCUACGAGCAGCAAGACAGGCAGUUCGAGCCGCCGGAGCUGCCGGACGAGUCUGAGAGCUUCACGGUGCAGGAGAUGAGGAGAAUGCGCGGACUUGAGAGCUACGAGGAGGAGGCAGGAAAUAAGGAAGCAGAGAUACAGUCGGUAGUCUCAGAGGCCUACGUGUCCGUCGCCAAUUACAAGGUGCGGCAGAGCGUCUCGGGCACGCUCCAGACGAUACUGGAGAAACACGGAGACAUCGCGGCGUCGUCGAAGCUGCAAUCGACAUCGACAAGGUCGUUUUACCUGGAGUCACUGGCGGCGGCAGUGAUGGAGCUGAGAUCGACGGCGCUGAGAGACCUGAGGAAGACGCGAGUGGCGGAGAUGGCGGCGGUGGUGAAAGACAUGGAUUCGGUGAGGAUAGACGUGUCGUGGCUGAAAACAGCCGUCAAGGAGCUGGAGGAGGCGGUGGGGUACUUGGGGAAGUACGACGCGGCGAAGAUGGAGAAGGAGGAGUGCGACAAGGGCAUGAGGGAGGGGAGAGUGGAGAUGGAGGAGCUGAGGGAGGAGCUGAGGAGGAGAGAGAAGGAGACGAAGGAGUGCAGAGAGAGGGUGACGGCGAUGGCGGGUAGGCUGGGGCAUCUGGAGAUGAAGGAAUCCAAUGUGAAGAAGAAUCUGGAGCUGUUUCAGGGCAAGGUCCUUAAAUUCGACGGCGAAGCUGUCCUUGUCGACGACGACGACCUCUAAAUAAAUCAAUCAUUUUUUAGAAUUCUUCUGAUCAUUGGAGAAAGUAGCCGUUGGAGGCUGAUUGAGAAUUUUCUUAAACGAGAAAUGAAAAAGGAAACCGACCAGUAUAGGAUAGGAUCAUGAUUCAUGAAUGGAGGAGUCUCUGUUCCAAAUGCUUUCCGUGUGAUUCUCUCUCACUUUGUUGUUGAUGUAUUAGUAUUAUUUAUACUUUGUUUAUAACAAAGCUCAUUUGAUCUGUCUCAAUAUUUCGAUUUCUUUAAAAGAGUAAAA
Messenger RNA from Eutrema salsugineum, 2223 nucleotides. RefSeq lists its product as uncharacterized. The record is from RefSeq and is a predicted model, not a curated record. Lineage: Eukaryota; Viridiplantae; Streptophyta; Magnoliopsida; Brassicales; Brassicaceae. The transcript is spliced from 8 exons. Bases 328 to 1953 code for a protein of 541 amino acids.